AUGAAGCAGCACUUUCUUACUACUAUCCUGCUCGCCGUGUGCCUGCUCACCGGCCCAACCCUUGCCCAGAUUGGGGUGGGCGUCGGAGGCAUCGGAGUUACCGUCCUUGGAUCGUCCUCAAUCAUUGGCGUUACUGUGGCCACCACGGUAGCCGCGGGAGCGACUACCACCGUUGCACCAGUCACUGUUGCGCCAACCACAACCGUUGCGCCAACCACUACCGUUGCGGCGGCAACCACCACCGUUGCGGGGGCAACCACUACCGCUGCAACGGGUAAUACCGUUGUCUUCAAUAUCAAUGGAAGUAUUGUAACCGUUGCUUCAUCCGACCAAGCUACGAUCGCCGCUAUUGUCGCAGCCUUGUCUGCCACUACUACUACUGUGGCAGCAACCACCACCACGGCGGCAGCAACCACCACGACCGCGGCAGCCACUACCACCACCGCGGCAGCAACCACCGCGGCCACCACCACUACGGCUGCCGCAACAACUACCACCGCUGCUGCCACCACGGCCGCUACUACCACCACCACCGCAGCCGCAACUACUGCUGCGACAACCACGACCACUGCCGCUGCUACCACGACAACGGCCGCUACCUCUGUCACGAUAACGGUCACCAUCAAUGGUCAAACGACAACCAUUUCCUCGACCGAUCCCAACCUACUGUCGAUUCUCGCCCAAAUUUUGAACAGCCUGUCCACGACGACCGUCGCCGCGACCACCACUACUGCAGCUAGUGCCGCCGGAACUACCACCACGGCUGCUCCCGUUGUCAUACGUGGCUGCCACCGUGGAGGACACCGUCACAGCGGCGAAUUCGGAAUCGGUUUUGGUGCACGCCUUGGCGGACCCAUCGGCUUUGGGGUCGGAAUCGGUGCUGGAAUUCGCGGACCCGGACUUCUUCGUCCCAUCGUGGGUGCUGUUGCCAACACAGCCGGCAAUGUAAUCGGAACAGCCGUUAAUACUGCUGGCAAUAUCGUUGGAUCAGGACUUAACCUCGCUACCGGUCUCGUCGGUGGUGUGGCCAACGCCGCUACUGGCGUCCUUGGUGGAUUAGGCAGUGCUCUCGGUGGUAUCGGUACGGGACUGCAAGCUGCCGCUGGUGGCGCGCUUAAUGGAGGACUACGCGCCGGAGUGAACGCUGGAAUCGCCCCACGCGUAGGUUUUGGUGCUGGAAUCAAUGGAGGCCUGGCAUCGCGAGGCGGCCUUGGCAGUGGAAUCGGUCUCGGUGCCCGUUUCGGUGUUGGCUUCAACGGAUAAGUAACAACUCAUCCUCACCCAGCCCUCCGUUACCCACACCCAUCCGCACAGACCACAAUAGAGAUUUUUGUGUAAAAAGAU
Messenger RNA from Anopheles moucheti, 1344 nucleotides. Its product is annotated as spore coat protein SP65-like. Bases 1 to 1263 code for a protein of 420 amino acids. Lineage: Eukaryota; Metazoa; Arthropoda; Insecta; Diptera; Culicidae. The record is from RefSeq and is a predicted model, not a curated record. The transcript has 2 exons.